Molecule: messenger RNA, 972 nt
Organism: Aspergillus pseudonomiae
Lineage: Eukaryota; Fungi; Ascomycota; Eurotiomycetes; Eurotiales; Aspergillaceae
Exons: 1
Coding region: 1-972 (323 amino acids)
Source: RefSeq, a predicted model, not a curated record
AUGGACGCCACGCAAACGGCGGCUGCAGCAGCGACGGAAGGCCGCGCCGAUCCUGUCUCAUGGCCAGAUUCAGGCUCUCCCACAUGGUCUUCCAUCCGCUCGAAUAUCACCCGUCCUGAAACUUUUCACGACCAGCCGUCACUGACCCUGGGGCAGCAUUUACCGGCCUUAUCACUGCCGCUGAAACGCCGCAUCUACGAAACCGACGGGUUCGCAGGAACCAUGGCGCCCCCAAGGCGGAGAAGAAUGGAGGAUCAUCCCAGCGGGUCUGCUACAGAUUAUGCACCGACAGUUGCCGGAGCAGUCCCCCAGUCAGCGGCAUGGCGUCCAGCACAGAUGCCGCCAUCCGCCAUGCACGAAAUCCAGACCCCAAGCCUUACCAGCCCGUCGGCCGCACCAUGGUAUGCGAUGGCGCCCUCUGGCUCCUCAAGAAGGAACAUGUCCCCUCCGCGCGUGCCCAGCAGGAUAUAUUCAGGCCAACUCACACCACAGCACCCAACGGCUGCGGCCAGUCCGGCAGAAUUCACAUUGUGGCCGCAUCCCCCACCCCCGUCCAGUCAUGCGCUCGAAGCAGUGCCAGCCGGAUCCGCCGAUGGUCCUGUGUGGGUGAUACCGCCAGACCAGGUCUUCGAGUCAUCCGGGUGCACUUAUAAUGCAACCGCCCCGGUUGGCGUGGCAGGUCUGUCCAGGCAUCGGAUCGUGCAAGGCGAAUACGAUCGCUCCGGAGAAAUGGUCCAUGAGCCGCCUGGCCCUUUGGCCCUGGCAGUAUCCCAUCAGGCGCCGAUUGCCAACGCGGUUUGGGACCCUCCGUCGUCGAUCGAACCCAACCCUUGGUCCGCUGCUGUGACGCAGGAUCGCAUCCCGGAGCCCUCGGUACCGGGACAUCCCCUACUGGGGCCGACCACUGUCGGCCUUCCUCCAGAGCAAGUAGUCCCAAAGCCCCUGUUAUAUCGAAGCUACACACGAAACUAA